AUGAUGUGGGCUUGGAAAGUCGCCCCCGCCCUCGCCGCGGGCUGCACCGUCGUCAUGAAACCUUCCGAGCUCACCCCCCUCACCGCCCUCGUCCUCGCCGACCUCAUCAAAGAAGCCGGUAUCCCCGCGGGUGUCGUCAACACAGUCCCCGGCUUGGGUGCCACAGCCGGCGAUGCCAUUUCGCGUCACAUGGGUAUCGACAAGGUCGCCUUCACAGGGUCGGUCGUCACUGGCAGGCGUAUCUCCAUUGCUGCUGCAGAGUCCAACUUGAAGAAGGUCACUUUGGAAUUGGGCGGCAAGUCACCAGUGUUGGUGUUUGAUUCGGCGGAUAUUGAGGAGGCGGCGGAUUGGGUUGCUAUGGGGAUCUGGUUCAACUCUGGACAGGAUUGCUGCGCUGGUAGUCGUCUCUAUGUCCAGGAGGGCAUUUACGACAAGUUCCUUGCGGCUUUGAAGACGCGAGCCGAGAGUGCCGCAAUCGGCCAGCCGCAUGACGAAAAGACCUCCUUCGGUCCCCUUAUUUCGGAAGGUCAACGAGACAAGGUUCUGGGCUACAUCGAGUCUGGCAAGAAGGAAGGUGCCGAGGUCCUCACUGGCGGUAAGAAAUGGCCUCAGUCCAACGGCGGGUUCUGGAUCGAGCCCACCAUUCUUUCCAACACCAACCGAAACAUGAAGGUCGUCAAAGAAGAGAUCUUCGGUCCCGUCAUUGUCGCCUCCCCAUUCAAGACCGAAGAAGAAGUCCUCGAAGUCGCCAACGACACCGAAUACGGCCUCGCUUCUGCCGUCUUCACCAACGACGGCCGACAGGCUACCCGAGUCAGCUCUGCACUUGAGGCAGGUACGGUCUGGGUGAACCAGUAUGGUUUGCUCCAUACUGGUGUGCCGUUUGGUGGAUUCAAGACCUCCGGUAUCGGGAGGGAAUUGGGCACUUACGGGUUGGAGGCUUACACGCAAGUCAAGGCUGUGCACAACAACUUGUCGCAGACUAUGCCUUGGCCCCUGUAA
Messenger RNA from Cryptococcus wingfieldii CBS 7118, 1002 nucleotides. RefSeq names its product aldehyde dehydrogenase (NAD+). Bases 1 to 1002 code for a protein of 333 amino acids. The transcript is spliced from 5 exons. The record is from RefSeq and is a predicted model, not a curated record. NCBI's taxonomy places the organism in Eukaryota, Fungi, Basidiomycota, Tremellomycetes, Tremellales, Cryptococcaceae. Gene Ontology annotation, molecular function: aldehyde dehydrogenase (NAD+) activity.